AAUCCAAUGCCAACAUUGGUAUUGAUACUAUAUAUUUGGAAUGGUCCUCCCAACAUAUAAAAAAAAUUUCAAAUAUAAUACAUUUUUAAAAAUGAUACAUUUUAACCGCUAACUAACAUACAUUUUGUCAUGGCCUGGGUCUAGGGACCCAGGGCUCAUGUAUGCUUAGUGUAUGUUUAUGUUUAUAUUUUCCGUGUGGUGUUUGGUUUGCUCUCCUUUUUCUCCAUGUUUCUCCGUGUGAGCUUCCGGAGGUUUUGGUUCGCUGAGGAGACUGCGAACCCGGAAGUGUUUCUGCUCUAGAGACAGCCACACCUGCCGCUCGUCGUCCUCUGCCAGCUGCAGUAGAUUACGCUCGUCGAGGGAGCGGCAUUUAAGACUGUAGCUGAGCUGAGGCCGACGCUGGAUCCUUGAGUCAGAACUCGAAUCUGGAGCGGAGUGUGCUUUGAGGUCACGGUGUGGGAAUAGGAGUUUUUUGGAGUCGCCACUUUUCACUUUUCACGGACAUCUGCACUGUGUGGGAUUCAGGGAGAAUCGCCACGGGACCACAGUGCCUGGAUUUUGUAUAUAGUCGUGCGUUUUCCACCCCCUGUAAAUAAAUCCACUGUCCUUCACUAGAGUCUCGCGUUUGGGCCCUACUUUCACUGCCACUCCACGGUCUGCCAUUGCAGCCUGUGACAGAAGGAUCCAGCCAUCAUGGGCCCAGCGGACUCAAGGACCGUCUCACAGGAAGAGUUGCUUGCCCAGCUCUGGAGUUACUGUCGGAGCAUUCUCCAGGGGGCAGAUCCUCAUCAGAGACACUUACAGGUCGUAUUUUUUGAUUCCUUCCUAUCAUCAACCACCUUAUCUGUGAGCUUUUUGGACACUAAGAGACUAAUUUCGAUUAUAACCAUGCUGAGGGCAAGUUCCUGCUUUGAGCUUUUUGGUUUUGGCUGUCCGGGCGAGGAGGAUGUGGCGACCUCCCUGGAAGCCCUUGCUGCCUAUUUGUUUUUUCAUAGGCAGAUAGCUUCCCCACCGUCGUUUGCGGCUCACUUGUUGGACCCUCCAUUGCGGGAGAAACAGUUCACACGCCCUCUGCACCUCACCACAUCUCCACUCACCUCCGCGGCAUCUGCUGAGUCAGCAGACAAAGGACCGGCAGCUCAAAACCACACAGCUGCUCUCCUGUCCGGCCGACUGGUGGAACCUCAGCCUGUCGCGCCGGCCCCGGCAUCAUCAAAGAAGCGACGCUUGCGCCGCCCCUCACCGCCGCCAGAUUCCCUGACUUUCCCUCAGCCAAUUGUGGUGAGUCAUAUGGACAAUUCAUCUUCACUCACCUCAUCUGUUUAUUCACUGGACUGUGUGAACGCUAACCUCGUAGCACAGCCUGUAGCCCUUGCACAGCCUGUAGCAGCUGCCCAGCACGUAACUCAGUCAGCUGCCCAGCAAGUAACUCAGUCUGCUGCCCAGCUAGUCACUCAGUCAGCUGCCCAGCACGUAACUCAGUCUGCUGCCCAGCUAGUCACUCAGUCUGCUGCCCAGCACGUAACUCAGUCAGCUGCCCAGCACGUAACUCAGUCAGCUGCCCAGCACGUAACUCAGUCAGCUGCCCAGCACGUAACUCAGUCUGCUGCCCAGCACGUAACUCAGUCUGCUGCCCAGUCAGCCUCUCAUCUUUAUCCUCAGUUGGAGGUCGAUAGGCCUGCCGGACCUACUCUGCCAUCAUUUCACCCGGCUGUUGUUCCUGCAUCGCUGUCCAGUCUACCAUGAGAAGCUGCCACACCAUCAUCACCUCCGCCCUCUGCAGCUACUUCUUCACCAGCGUUCCAUCAGACUGCAGCGACCGCAGCGCUCUCGGCUUCACCAUCCACAUCACCUACUCUACCAUCAUCUUCACCAC
Messenger RNA from Oreochromis niloticus (Nile tilapia), 1876 nucleotides. RefSeq lists its product as uncharacterized. Lineage: Eukaryota; Metazoa; Chordata; Actinopteri; Cichliformes; Cichlidae. The transcript has 2 exons. The record is from RefSeq and is a predicted model, not a curated record. Bases 694 to 1746 code for a protein of 350 amino acids.